CCAACCAAAUCCAAAGCGCCGCCAUGCCGUUUCUACCUGAAGAAAUCGUCCGAGAAAUUAUCGGCUGCCUGCCGCCGAAGGCGCUGUUGCGUUUCAGGUCCGUUUCCAGAUCAUGGCGAUCCUUAAUCGACAGCAAACAAUUCAUUCAACUGCAUCUGCACAACUCCUUGAGAUCCAACACAAAUCUCACUCUUUUAGUCGAUUCAUCCCGAUUUUACUGCGUAGAUCUGGAUUCCUUCAACCAAUUGCAAGUUGGCGACGCACGAAUCGAGCCUUUCUCCGUCAAAGGCUCCUCCAAUGGCCUCGUUCUUCUCACCCCCACCUCCGGCGACAUAUUCCUCUGGAAUCCGGCAAUCCGGAAGCAGCUCAAAUUGGCCGCGCAACCGCCGAUUCCCCAUCGAUUUUUCAGAUUCGACUACGUGCAGGCUAUAUUCGCGCUGGGAUACGAUUCAAAACACGACGAUUAUAAAGUUGUUAGCGUUAAUCAGGCUGUAACCGGCAGGGAUGGCAAUACCUUCGCCACGGAAACGACGAUCUACAGCCUCAAAUCCAAUUCAUGGAAGAAGGCAAAGGAUUUCCCCUAUUUGUUGCCACGUCACACUUCAAGAUGGGGAAUCUACCUGAACGGCGCGCUCCACACGGUUGCGAAACACGGCGACAACCCUGAGAUGGUGAUCAUGGCGUUUGAUCUCGGAAAGGAAGAGCACCGCGAGAUUCCGCUGCCGGAACACAGCGUCGGCGCGAUUCGUGGUUUGGAAUCAGUAGAGGUGAUGGGAGGGUGUCUCGCGGCGGUUGUUCCUGGGAGGAAAUGUAGCACUGAGAUCUGGUUGAUGAAGGAAUACGGCGUGAAGCAGUCGUGGAUGAAAUUACUGCAGCUCGAUCCGCCGCCGCGCGGCGAUCUGCGGCCGCUGGCUUUCUCCAAGAGCGGCGGCGAGGUUUUGCUGAACGACGAUGGAAUGUGCCUCAGCUGGUACGAUCUGAAGAAGAAAACUGCCGCAAUCGCUCGUGUUAGCGGCUUCAGCGCCUCGUUUGAGGCAAAGGCGGAUGAGCCGUUUUUCGAUACGGAGGUUGUUGUUGGGAGCCUUGUUUGGCCUUGUGUGGAGGAGGCACAUGGUCCAAGAAAAGGUGUGAAGGAGAUGAAGAUAAAGAAGAGAAAGUCAAUCACUUCUCCUCUCCACAAGUAGAGCACUAUGUUGGUGUUGGUCUGAGGAAGGAACCAGUCGAACUGCAAUCGACGAACCAAACCAUCAACAAAGGGAAUGGCUCAAUAGCCCUAUGAUAAAAACCAGGAAAGCCCAGCUGAACUUUCUGAACAUUACUUUAUCAAGCCAUUCAUUCUCUUUAUAGAGACCGCCAUGAAACUCUUCAAUGACGAUGUUUAUGAGAGCCUCCACGAGCUUCUUUGGAGGGCCAACAUCUUUUGAUUUCAACACCUGAACUCUGGCUUCUCUUAGAUGGCUUAGAGUAUCCACGAUAGGGGAGCCGCGGCGGGGGAGGGGGGGCGCCCAUGGGAGCGCCACGGUGACGGCUCUGCCAAGGCUCUUGGGCGAGAGCCGCGGCUCCGCCCAUUUCCGAAUUUUUUUUAAAUUUUUAAUAUUUUCGAAAAUUGUUUAUAAAUACCUCAUUCUGCGGCUCCGCCCAUUUCCGAAUUUUUUUUAAAUUUUUAAUAUUUUCGAAAAUUGUUUAUAAAUACCUCAUUCCACACAUUUUCACAUCACCCACAUUUUACACCCUUAAUUUUCAUUCUCUACAUUUUUCAAUUUUUUUUAUUAAAUUAUGCAUUUUUUAUAAUUAUUAUAGUCCGAUAAUUUUUAUUCUAAUUAAAUUAAAAUAUACAAAAAAUGAAAAAAAAAAAAAAUUAAUUUGUGGCUUGAGCUUGUCCGCUAUUAAGGUGGACAAGUUUUUUUUUUAUGGCCGACCAAGUUUCUUGGCCUUGGCCAAGUUUUUGUGGCAUGGGCAGAGGGCCAUGGGCUUUUCUAUCGUGGACACCCUUAUCACCAACUCCGCCUCAAUUGAUCCUACCAUCUUGAAAGAAUCAACUUGAACUGUUUCGAAGGAUUCAUGUUUGUAAGGUUUAGCAGUAGUAAAGGAGGAGGAUGGCGUUGAAGUCGGAUCUGAGACAGAAAGUGAUUCUGAUGGUUGUGUCUCUGUUGGAUGAACUGAAGUCAAUAAGUUGUGGAAACAGAAAUGAUGGUUAAUCAUCAAACACUUAUGAUAUUAAACACAUCAAAGUAUUCAUUCCUACUUGAUGAUUUACUAUUCGAGCUUGUUAUAUGCAAGCAAGAACAUUAAUGCAGGUAAAAGAACCUCAGAAUA
This is a messenger RNA of Salvia splendens (bonfire salvia), 2316 nucleotides long. RefSeq names its product F-box protein CPR1. Bases 24 to 1184 code for a protein of 386 amino acids. The transcript is spliced from 2 exons. Lineage: Eukaryota; Viridiplantae; Streptophyta; Magnoliopsida; Lamiales; Lamiaceae. Gene Ontology annotation, molecular function: protein binding. The record is from RefSeq and is a predicted model, not a curated record.